Molecule: messenger RNA, 2979 nt
Organism: Equus quagga
Lineage: Eukaryota; Metazoa; Chordata; Mammalia; Perissodactyla; Equidae
Product: complement receptor type 1-like
Exons: 16
Coding region: 1-2106 (701 amino acids)
Biological process (GO): negative regulation of complement activation, classical pathway
Source: RefSeq, a predicted model, not a curated record
AUGCACAUGUGCCAUUCCUCUGGAGCAGAACCAGUCAUCCCACUGCAGAGCCCCCCCCCCCGCCCCCGCCAUGCCACCAAUGCCCCACCCACUCCACCACUCCUCAUGUACACCCUGCCUCGCAGAGGUGGACCCACUACUCAGCCUUCAGAGGAUCUAGGCAUCCAGUCUAUUCAAGUUGAAAAGUUGCCUAAGGGCUUGCUGUUGGGUCGAGGCGCUUUAGUUUUCGAUCCACCGAUCCGGAAAAGGGCCACUGACGACCCGCCAGCUCUUGUUUCCUUUCCGCCCUUCCUGCGUGGGGUGUUAACCGCGUACGAAUGCGGAGGUGACCCAGCCGUUUCCCGCAAGCCUCCUCGGGGCUCCCGGGCAGGUCUGCAGAGGGUGCGGCCAGAGAGCGGUCAGGCUCACGCGGGAGGAGCCGGAGCCGCCCGCAGACGCGGGUCCGCCCCGUUCUGCAGCCGCCCCAUUGGCCCCGCCCCUCGGCCCAGCUGCGUCACGUCACUUCCGCCCCAGGUUGACACAGGCCACGCCCACCCGCCGUGCCGCCCUUCACACUUGGUGAGCUCGUGGAUUGUUGCGUUUGGUGACCAGACUCGAAAAGCUCCGCUCGCCCGGCUCGCGGGAAUCUCGCGGAUCUCCCCGAAAAUGAUGGCUUCUUGCGCGCCGCUCUCGGCACCUCUCUGUCGCCCCCAGAGCCACUUCUCUUCUUGGUGCUCCGCUGGGAUCCUUUUAGGGGCCCUAGUGCUCCCGCUACCCGUAUCCCCGUCCGAUGCCUGUGGUGAUCCACUAAGAUACGAAUCUAUGAAACUGAAGGGUGUCGCUCAACGCCAUUACAGCCCUGGUGCCACAGUAGAAUACGAGUGUCGUCUAGGUUACCAGCUCAAGAGACCUCCUCUUCCCACCUCUGCCCGCUGUCAGGCUGAUAACACAUGGACACCACUCCGGGAGGCUUGUACAAGAAAAUCAUGUCCACAUCCAGGAGACCUCAUAAAUGGCAAAGUAGAAUAUGUUAAUGGAACUUUGACGUUUGGUUCACAGAUUCAUUAUUUUUGUAAUGAGGGUUUUAACUUAAUUGGAACUAAAAUUCUAUAUUGUGAAAUUGUUGGAGAAACUGUGAACUGGAGUGACAAUCCCCCACUAUGUCAAGUGAUGUAUUGUAGACCACCUCCAAAAAUACAAAAUGGAAAACACAGCAGAAGCGACCAGGAGGAAUUUAGAUACGGUGAGGUAGUAAUUUACAGUUGUGAUCCUUCAAAUGGACCGGAUGAAUAUUCACUUGUUGGAGAGAGCAGGCUUGUCUGUUCUGGGAAUGACGUAUGGAGUAGUAAGCCUCCUGAGUGUAAAGUGGUCAAGUGUGAACCUCCAGUACUCAAAAAUGGAAGAGUGGUGUCAGGAUUUGGAAAAAAAUUUUACUACAAAGCGACGGUUGUAUUUGACUGCUUACCGGGUUUUUACCUCAGUGGCAACAAUACAAUUGUCUGUGGCGCCAACAGUGCUUGGGAGCCUGCGAUCCCGACGUGCAUUAAAGUGAUGCUUUGUAGACCACCUCCAAAAAUAGAAAAUGGAAAACACAGAAGUGACAAGGAAGAAUUUGAAUAUGGUGAGGUAGUAACUUACAGUUGUGAUCCUUCAAACGGACUGGAUGAAUAUUCACUUGUUGGAGAGAGCAAGCUUGUCUGCUCUGGGAAUGACGUAUGGAGUAGUAAGCCUCCUGAGUGUAAAGUGGUCAAAUGUGAAUAUCCAGUACUCGAAAAUGGAGGAAUAGUAUCAGGAUUUGGAUCAAAAUUUUACUACAAAGCGACGGUUGUAUUUGAAUGUGCCCCGGGUUUUCACCUCAGUGGCAACAACAUAGUUGUCUGUGGUGCCAACAGUACUUGGGAGCCUGCGAUUCCGAAGUGCAUUAAAGAGUCACCUCCUCCCAGUACAACACCUCCAGUUUCCAGUACCUCAGGUUCCAAACCUGCUGUUACAACCAAGCCACCUCGGGUGUCGAGUUCUCCAGGACAUCCCAGUUGCAGUUUUGAAUCACCACCGCUUCAAAACAUGAAAACUUUAGGUGGAGGAAUUGUUGCUGUGAUUGUUGUUACUCUGUUGAUGUUGCAGUAAUUGGCGCCAGCCUGUGUAAAUGUCUUCGCACCGGGAAGAGACGGAAGAGACUGAAAAAGGAAACAGCUCAGGCAGCACGUUAUGCUCAGGUGAAGUAGAUCCCGCCUCUUCUGAGCCCUCACUGGCAGCGUCUCUCAAGCAAGCCAGUGGGAGAAGAGGAGGGACGCCACGCUGAUUCAGAUUACAUUUCUAAAGUUUGGUUUUACGCUGUUAUAUUUAGUAGCACAAAUUGGGCCCAAGAAACGUUGCCCUGAGAAGAAUAUGAGUUGGGGACUCAACAGUGGCCUGGAGUGAACAUUGUUUCACUCCUAAAGUCAUGUUAAUAAUGCACUGCACGUGUUCCUUCCCUUUGUAAUCUCUAAUGAGACACUUCAGGAAGAUAAAUUUGGGCAGAAUAAACAGGAAUUCUGAAUUCAAUAUAGAGUUGGAGGUUUACUGUGCCCAUUUUCACAUACUCUUCAAGAAUGUAGCACUUGCUUAAAAGCAAGGCAUGGCUGUACUAUUUACUUUUUUAAAGCCAAACUGAGGCGCUUUUCAACCAAAGAUUGUUAUGCUUAUCAAAAUAAAUUGACUGGUAUACUAGUUUCGCUUCAAAUUUAGUUUUUUCAAUUUAAUAUAUCUAUAUGUGAAAUUGCUAUAUUUGUGAAGAUAUAAAUUAUGUUCUUUUUGUCAAUUACUUAACAAUAUAGGGAAACUAGUUUUCUUUUAUUUAAAUAACAGGGAAAGAAGCAUGUUUGAAUUUAAAAGAUUCUUAAAACUGCAAGAAUGAGUUUGAAGUGAAAUGAGAGUCCCAUGUAUAGAGUUCUUUAUUGUUCACUUUUUGAAAAUUGGAUCUUCAAAUCUGGUAUAAAAUAAAAUGUAGGUUUGGAGAAG